CCGUGAGGCAAUAUUGGGUGGUCCAGUGCAAUAUAGGUGGAUGUACCCAUUUGAAAGAUACCUGGGCAAGUUCAAACGGUAUGUUAAGAAUAAAGCUCGGCCAGAAGGUUCAAUUGCAGAGGCCUACAUUCACCUCGAAUGCUUGACAUUUUGCUCAAUGUACCUAGAAGAUGUUGAGACGAAGUUCAAUCGAGCGGAUCGGAAUGUUGACGGUUCAGAAGCGGAGACAAUGGAUGGCUUUGCCAUUUUCAACCAGAAAGUCCGUCCUUUGGGAGUUGCCUCUAAUAUCCCUUUAGAGCAUGAACUCCUUGCUUCAGCCCGGUGAGAACAUCAUGAAAUGUGUCAGCGGACGAACCCUACUGCAGUUGAUCGCACACAUAAGAAGGACUUCGAACUAUGGUUCAAGACGCGUGUUAUAGGCCAACGUAACCUCAAUCCACUUGAUGUGUCAGCUGAUUUAUAUGCACUAGCCUGUGGUCCCGAAAGUUGGGUUGCAUCAUACGCUGGUUGUAUUAUAAGUGGAAAACGGUUCCACACAAAGCGGCGUGAAGUCAGAAGACGUACACAAAAUUCAGGAGUCUUUGUAACUGGUGACAAUCAAUCUAAUAAUGUUGACUUUUAUGGUGUGAUUCAUGACAUCUUGGAGAUACACUACAUGGGAUGGCGACGCGUGUACCUAUUCAGAUGUGAAUGGUUUGAUGUUGGAGAUCGAAGAAGAGGGGUACGAGUGGAUGAUCAUUUAGUCAGUGUCAACAUGGACCGGACUUGGUAUAAGGACGAACCCUUUGUCCUAGCAUGCCAGGCAUCCCAAUGCUUUUACAUAAAAGAUGUACGUGUCAAAGGUAAUUGGCAUGUAGUGCAGAAAUUCACCAAUAGGAAUGUAUACGAUAUUCCACCAAUAGAAAUGGUGGCAGAAGAAAAAGAUGUGAAUGCGUCAAGUGACGCUGAUGCCUAUCAAGAGAAUGAAUCAUCGCAUCAUUACACACCUGUCCAGGGUCAUGAUGUGCUUGUCCCAACUCCAUUGAGUAGGAAUGAUAUUGAACCCAGGCGUGUUGAUGCACGAGAAGCAGGUUGUAUAGAUAACGCAAGACUUGAAGAUUUUAUCAACGAUGCCGAACUUGGCUCUACAUCAAGUGAUGCUACUGGUGACGAGGAAGGUUCUGAGGAGCAUGGUUUUACGACAGAGUCCGAAUAAGUCUCAGAGUAGACUUAUUUAGUGAUAAUGCUUUGAUUGAACUUUUGUAAUAAUCUGACUCUAAUGAAAGUUACAGGGAGCAUCUUGUCUUCAGUCAAAUAUGUAUCAAAUACAUAGGUGUAUAACAAUUAAGAUAUUGAAUUAAGAUAUGUGUUUA
Molecule: messenger RNA, 1352 nt
Organism: Carya illinoinensis
Lineage: Eukaryota; Viridiplantae; Streptophyta; Magnoliopsida; Fagales; Juglandaceae
Exons: 3
Coding region: 338-1195 (285 amino acids)
Source: RefSeq, a predicted model, not a curated record